Molecule: messenger RNA, 3880 nt
Organism: Paramisgurnus dabryanus
Lineage: Eukaryota; Metazoa; Chordata; Actinopteri; Cypriniformes; Cobitidae
Gene: ube4a
Product: ubiquitination factor E4A (UFD2 homolog, yeast)
Biological process (GO): protein polyubiquitination; ERAD pathway; ubiquitin-dependent protein catabolic process
Cellular component (GO): ubiquitin ligase complex; cytoplasm; nucleus
Molecular function (GO): ubiquitin-ubiquitin ligase activity
Source: RefSeq, a predicted model, not a curated record
UGUAGUGUCGUCCUCUGCUGAUGACGUCACAAGCGUAACUCUGUUAAUGUUUAUGGUCUGCUGUACUGGACCACAUCAUAUAUCACAUUAUACCAUAUUUCGACUUGAACUAAGGAAGUGAAAGCACCUGUUGAUGGAGGACGUGCUCCAGUGAAAUGACAGACCAGGGCAAUAACAAUCAGAACAUCUCACAAAAUCCAUUUGCAGCUCUCUUCAGUUCCCUAGCUGAUGCUAAGCAGUUUGCAUCCGGCCAAAAGCAACAAGGUCAAGCUGAGCAGCAAUAUUCAGGGGAGAGCCAGUCCGAGUCAGACAAUUCGGUCUCUGACAGCAUCGAUGACAACGAUGACUCUGUGGCAAAGAUCAGCCGAUCUUUUCUCUCACAUCAGGAGCUCUGUGAGCAGCUCAAUGUCAACCACAUGAUCCAGAGGAUCUUUCUCAUCACACUGGACAACAGUGACCCCAGUCUAAGAGGUGGUAAUGGCAUCCCACCACGCUGUGUAUAUUUGGAGGAAAUGGCAGCGGAUCUUGAUGAUCAGGACUGGCUUGACAUGGACACCAUAGAGCAAGCUGUGUUCGCCAGACUGCUUCUGCAGGAACCUGGGAACCAUCUAAUUUACAUGACUUCCUGCAAUGUAGUGAACCUCUCUGCGGAUCGUGAUGCUGGGGAGAAACGUGCCGUACCUUACCUAUACGCCUGCUACCUGAGAGCUAAAGAGGAGGUCACAAAAGUCCCGGAGAAGCUGUUGUCGUAUGCUGUGCGAUGUAAAAACCUGACCGUGUCCAAUGCACGGACAGUGCUGCUGACUCCAGAGAUCUACAUCAGCCAGAAUGUAUAUGAGCAACUUCUGGAUCUGUUGUUGGAAGCUGUCAGAGGAGCUCGGCUUGAGGAAGUUGUGGAGUUUUUGGAGGAGGUCAUCGCUAGUCUGUUGGCUGACCAGGAGGUACGGACUUUUGGGGAGGUAAUGGUGCCAGUGUUUGAUAUUUUUCAAGGCCGAGUCAAAGACUUAGACCUCUGUCAGCUGCUGCUGUUUUCCUACCUGGAAAUUUUCCUGUACUUCAGUCGGCAAAAGGACAUCGCUAAGGUUUUAAUGGAGCACAUUCAGCCUAAAGAUCCUAACAAUGGACUUCAGUACCAGAAGACUCUUUUAGGCACCAUCUUAAGUAUUUCUUGCCUGCUUAAAACUCCUGGUGUGGUUGAAAACCAUGGUUUCUUUCUCAAUCCUUCUCGCUUGAGCCCACAGGAAAUGAGAGUUCAAGAGUCAAAUAUACACCAGUUCAUAGGACAAUUUCAUGAUAAGCUGUAUCAGAUCCUGAAAAACUUGCUUCAACAGUCCAGUGAGACACGUCACCUGCUGCUCUCGUGGUUGGGUGGUUGUCUGCACGCCAACAUGGGGCGGGCCAAAAUCUGGGCAAACCAGAUGCCCGAGAUAUUCUUCCAAAUGUAUGCUUCAGAUGCAUUUUUCCUAAAUCUGGGAGCUGCGCUGCUCAAGCUCUGCCAACCAUUUUGUAAACCGUACUCUCCCAAACUCUUGACCUUCAACCCCACGUACUGCAUGUUGAAGGAACUGAGUGAGGAAGAGCGGCGCAACAGAAACGUGCAUGCGAGAGGUUUGGACAAGGAGACCUGUCUGAUUCCUGUUCCCCCUCAACAAACAAUUGAAUUUGCGCAGUCGUACAGCCUUCUCACAGAGAACCUUAUCCUUACACAGCUUACAAUGUACUUGGGCUUCCAUAGACUACAUGAUCAGAUGGUGAAGAUGAAUCAGUCUCUGCAUCGGCUGCAGGGGACAUGGCGAGACACGCAGCUGAGCGGAGGACCGGCUGCAGAAUUGCAGGAACAGUUUGAACGACUUAUGACAGUCUAUCUCUCCACCAAGGCCGCUACCACGCAGACCACCAUGCUGCAACACUGCCUCAACCUCCAAGUCUCAUGCGCCACCCUGCUGGUUCAGCUCAGCUUAGGCAACCAAGGCUCGGAGCACAUUUCGCUCUCGUUUCCCCUGCCUCCACUUGAAAACAGUCUGCUGUGCUUUGUGCCAGAGUUUUUCGUCGAAAACAUGGGUGAUUUCUUCAUAUUCCUCCGCCGGUUUGCUGAUGAGGUUUUGGAGUCAUCGGCAGAAAGUUUAGAACACGUCCUGACCUUCAUCACUGUGUUCAUGGGCAGCGUUGAGAGAAUGAAGAAUCCUCAUUUGCGAGGAAAAUUGGCAGAGGUUCUCGAGGCUGUGAUGCCCCAUAUGGAGUCUGCGUCACCUGGCACUGCCCAACCCAUCAUGUUUCAGCGCCAAAGGGUGUUCAGCACAUAUCGACAUGCACCUCAACUUGCUGAAGCCCUGAUAACUGUGUUUGUGGACAUAGAGUUUACCGGUGAUCCUCAUCAGUUUGAGCAGAAGUUUAAUUACAGACGGCCAAUGUAUGCCAUUUUGAAGUACAUGUGGGGAGAAAUAAAUUAUAGGGAGAGCAUAAAGCAUCUGGCAGAUUAUGCAUCUGAAAACCUUGAGGCCAUGAAUCCACCACUCUUUCUAAGGUUUCUGAAUCUACUCAUGAAUGAUGCCAUCUACCUACUUGAUGAAGCUAUACAGUACUUAAGUAAAAUCAAAAUCCUCCAGCUGGAGAGGGAUCGGGGGGAGUGGGACAGUCUCGGACCUGACGCCCGCAGAGAAAAAGAAUCAAGUCUGCAGAUGUUUGGACAGCUGGGUCGCUUCCACAACAUCAUGUCAAAUGAGACCAUUGGCACCUUGGCUUUCCUCACAUCCGAGAUUAAAGGACUUUUUGUUCACCCGUUUCUUGCUGAGAGGAUCAUCUCCAUGCUCAACUACUUUUUGCAGCACCUGGUAGGCCCCAAGAUGGGCGCUUUAAAGGUGAAAGACUUUAGUGAAUUUGAUUUUAAGCCUCAGCAGUUGGUGUCUGACAUCUGUACCAUUUACCUAAACCUGGGGGAUGAAGAAAAUUUCUGUGCCACUGUCCCGAAAGAUGGGAGGUCGUAUUCUCCCACUCUGUUCUGUCAAACUGUCCGUGUCCUCAAGAAAAUCAACAAGCCUGGCGAUAUGAUUGUGUCUUUUAGUCUCCUAGCAGAUAAAAUUAAGUCUCUGGCAGACAAGCAUCAGCAAGAGGAGGAGACCUACUCCGAUGCUCCAGAUGAAUUUCUGGAUCCGAUCAUGUCUACCUUGAUGCUUGAUCCGGUUCUGUUGCCUUCUUCAAAUGUUACAGUGGACCGUUCAACAAUAGCACGGCAUUUACUAAGUGACCAGACAGACCCGUUCAACCGCAGUCCACUCACUAUGGAUCAGAUCAGACCUAAUGAAGAGCUUAAGCAACAGAUCAUAAAGUGGCUUGCUGAACAUAAGCAAGGAAACCAACAAAUGGGACCCAGUGGCUAAACCACAUUAUUCCCUUCCCCCAGCACAGGCAUGCUGUAUGACUAAGCCAUUCAGAUGAUUCUGACCUCUCUCAUACUGCUUUCAAAAACAGUACAUUUUAAGCACACGUGAAGGAACAUGUCUACAUUCGUGGUGUUAUCGUACUCCUCAAAGGUCAAAUGCAAAUCUCUGAAUGCCUUAUCAUUGUAGCAUAUUAGACUAUCUGCUUUGUGAAACUAUUUGGAGGAUCUUCUAACCUUUGGGUUUCAUGCAGGCAACUCAAAUCAAUGUUGUUCACAUCCCAAACUGAAAUGUACAGAUUGGGGGUUUAUAGAGAAGUAUAUUUGAUUUGCUUUCCGGGUCAAUGCAUUUGCCCUAACUCUAACUAAUAUUUGUGAAAUAUUUUAUAUGCAUUGCUUAUACAUAAACAAUUUCAAGUUCAUGUGUUUAUAUUUCCUCAUUUGAUUUUAAGAGAAAGGGCUGUGGCAGUAAAAAAUGUAUGAUAAAAAUAUUAAUCAGUUUUA